This is a messenger RNA of Physella acuta, 2202 nucleotides long. Its product is annotated as CD40 ligand-like. Gene Ontology annotation, biological process: immune response. The record is from RefSeq and is a predicted model, not a curated record. NCBI's taxonomy places the organism in Eukaryota, Metazoa, Mollusca, Gastropoda, Physidae. Gene Ontology annotation, cellular component: membrane. Gene Ontology annotation, molecular function: tumor necrosis factor receptor binding.
GGAUAAAAUUAAAACUGUUGACAUCACUAUAGAUAGUCUGGGAUAAAAUUAAACCUGUCUGAAAACACUGAGAGCUCACAACACAAUUGACAUAGAGAACAACACAGGGUUAAAAUGGAGAAAAAAUGGUGAUACACCCCAAAUCAUCAUGACAAAUCAUGCUAUUUUAUUAUGUUAUCUCGCUUAGCACAAUAAUAUUAUCCGUGGCUGUUUUGAUUUACACAGUUCAAACAAUUACACGUUUUAAAUUGGAAUUCAAACUUCCCGCAAAUGUUACACUGAACGUGUUAAACAAACCUACCACGAAUGAAAGAAAUCUUAAUUUUGAGAUCAACCAGUCAGAUAAAGUGCAAGCUCACGUUUAUCUUUGCCCGUCAACCAGGUUUUCUGGAGCUGAGAAUUCAAUUGAUCCAAUAUUCAGUCCGACUCAGCAUUCAGUUCUAUAUAUAGACCAGAGUACAUUGGGAUUCACUCAACACAACAGUGGUGUGGAUAUAACACAAGAAGGAAUUAAAAUAUUAUUUUCUGGUUUUUACUUUAUAUACAGCAACGUAAACUUUAAACCUAACACAACCCAGUCUUCAACAUAUUUCACAUACCAGAAGUGGUUUCAGUACGUCCGCAGACACUCAGCCAACAACCCAGUUUUAUCUGGUGUCUUGUUGAGGACCGUCCACACUACUUGUGACAACUGUACUAACAGCCAAGAAACUGCUUAUACAGGUGGGGUAUUCUAUCUACAAACCGGCGACCUCAUUGAAGUGUGUGUGUCAGGUCAAGGACUUGUUGAUUUUGGACCAGAACAAACAUACCUCGGUCUUUUUCUACUGCAAUCUUAGUUACACAAACCAUGAAAACCCCAAACAAAGUGAGAAAAAGAAAAUUGGAGCCAACAGGUACGCCUGAAGAUAUGCCAUACUGUGAGAGUCUAAGUAAAGUUAUCAAAAGUGACCAAACAGAUGUCUUUAAUUCAGGCAAUCAUUAAGCUGAGAUGUGCUAUGGAGGAGAAGCUGAUCUACACAAACAUGUUAAUAACUGUAAAAAGAAUCCAGGUCACAAAGGUUUUAUACCUCUUAAAGAUUUCAACAUAAAAUAUCUCCCCUCACGUUUCCAUGACGACGACCUCAUGUCUGAGACAAUCAAAACAUUGGCAGCCCUAACUGUCCAGGUAAAGACUAAAUUCACUAGUCUAGAGAGACCAGAGUUUUACCCAGGCACUCAAGUUCCAUAUCCAUGUUAUAAUGACAGAGGAAGUCACGUGAUGAGGUUAGGGACUGGAAGGGUGUGGUGUGUGUACAAGUACACAGAGAGUGAGGGUACUUGUCAUUGUGCCAAGUGUCAAGACUCUGCCACACCCAGCAAGGUGUGGGGGCAGGUUCAUGUGUUGACAGCCACACACGUGGUGUUUGAUGACAGUGAGGCGAGACAGACCAGGUGUGUUUUAGGUUUUGUUGACAAUAAAAGUCCAGUGGUCAGUCUUGAUGGAUGGGAGGUGUGGCGUAAGGCAAACAUUGAGGGAGACUGGUGUAGGUUGACAUAUUCGACAUGUGACUUAGAGUUGGUUGAUGAACUGGACAAGAUGUGCCAGCACUUUGAUGACUUAUGUGGGGAAGUAGAGGACAAAUACAGGAGAUUUCAUGAUGUGGUAAAGUUGACCGUUAUAGUGUCACAUCCUCAUGGCUGUCCUAAACAGGUCUCUGUAGGACAAUGGACACACAAACAUGAGAGAGAUGAUGACGAUGAUGAUGAUGAAACUUUGACCAGGUACUGGUACACAACAUGUACAUGUCCAGGUUCCAGUGGAGCGUCUAUCUACAGGCUGGGACAUGUCGGGUGGCCGUACCACCAUCCCCACAGUGGAUCAAACUCUGAAGGAAAUUAUUGUGGGGAGAUGUGGGACUGAUUUAACUGUUAGUUACAGUACAUUUUCAAGCUAUUGAAUGCAUUUAAUAUUGAUCAAAGUAAUAACAAGCUGAAAUGAUAAAUAUAUACUUGUGUAUACAUGUUUUUUAUUUCAUAUGUUGAACCUGAAUUGUAAGUUUAUGAUCCAUGGAAAGAAACAUUGAAAAUGUUUUAAAAUAAUAGAAUUCUAUGAUUAUCGUUCUUUUAAAAGAUUACUACAUAAAACUAAGGUGACGACUAAGAUUUUAAACUUUAUAGUUAAAGAUGACAUAAACAAAUAAAAACUACACUUACCUUUAA